AUGGGAGCCGUGUGCUGCGAGAACCAGGACAAUGAUGGUCAAACAUGCAAUGGAAUAGCCGACUUUGAGCUUGCCGGCAAAGACAGGAGAGAAGCUGCAGAUACAGUGUGCUCCGGGGACGUUUGUUGCAUGGGCUACCAGACGUGCAACCAGGGCGAAGCCCGAAACGUCUCAUCGAUUUCUUGCAAAGGAUACGAGACGUGCGUCCAGUGGAAGACCUAUUUGAGCGGAGAUGUGGUCUGCGACGCCGAUUCCCCGACGGAGUUUCCAGGCGACAACCACGGCGGCACCUGUGCGAGCAGCGGCACGGAGUUCCAUUUCUCCGAGGGAGACGGCACGCACUGUGUCCAGUGCUUGGCCCAAAGUUCAUGCCAGGCUGCCAACUGGUUUUUCCCAGAAAACGCCAAUGUCUAUUUCUUCUGCCGCGAUGGUGAAGGAGGCGAUGCCUGCGAGGCGAUGGUAGUUACAUUCGGCUCGAACCAGGCACUUUGUUUCUUUACAGCGACGGACCAGGAGUCAAGCACUACCUGGGCCGGGGACGGUUGCACACAAAGAGACGACGGCUCCAACAAUUGCAACAGCAGGUG
Messenger RNA from Symbiodinium necroappetens, 587 nucleotides. NCBI's taxonomy places the organism in Eukaryota, Dinophyceae, Suessiales, Symbiodiniaceae. The record is from the annotation of a GenBank genome assembly.